AUGCUCUACCUGCAUACUGUACUGCACGUGAUUUCGGCAUCAGCCGCAAUCGCUGCGUUGACAGCGAUUGCUUCCACUGUUUCCAUGUUCUACGAUAUCACCAAUUUCCAGGAUGAAAUUCGCAUGGAUUUACAGCAGUUUAAGGAGAUGGCCGAUGAUGCAUGGAGUCAGAUGAUGACGAACAAGGGCGAGCGAUCUGUCUACGAAAAUCUUAUCACUAGGGCUAAAAGGCAAGCAGGCGGUGACCAGUGCCAGUGCGCUCCAAUAGCAACCAACUGUCCUCCUGGGCCCCCUGGUCCACCUGGAUUAAAUGGAGAAGAUGGUGAACCGGGCACACCUGGCCAAGACGGCAAU
Messenger RNA from Ostertagia ostertagi, 354 nucleotides. NCBI's taxonomy places the organism in Eukaryota, Metazoa, Nematoda, Chromadorea, Rhabditida, Trichostrongylidae. The record is from the annotation of a GenBank genome assembly.